This is a messenger RNA of Capsaspora owczarzaki ATCC 30864, 2592 nucleotides long. RefSeq lists its product as hypothetical. The record is from RefSeq and is a predicted model, not a curated record. The transcript has a single exon. Lineage: Eukaryota; Filasterea; Ministeriida; Capsasporidae. Gene Ontology annotation, biological process: double-strand break repair via nonhomologous end joining; response to X-ray; positive regulation of ligase activity. Gene Ontology annotation, cellular component: DNA ligase IV complex; DNA-dependent protein kinase-DNA ligase 4 complex; nucleus. Gene Ontology annotation, molecular function: DNA binding. Bases 281 to 2506 code for a protein of 741 amino acids.
GGGCAAGUAGAAGGGGGCAGGGGAGAAGUGGGAAGAGGGAAGAGGGAAGAGGGAAGAGGGAAAGAUCGAUGUGGAUGUGGCGGAUCAACUGAGAUUGACAAAAAGCAUGAACGAUUGUUCGAAACAAUACCAAAAUGAAAGAACGAAAGAGACAAAAAGACUGACAUGAAAAACAAUUCCAAAAUCCAAGUUUAGUCGAUUUUCAAAAAAGCAAAGAAUUGAGAGAAUCGAAUUGAGAAUCGAGCAUCACUCAAAAGCUUGAUCAUCCUCAAAAAGAAAAAUGUCGGGCACGCUGGUCAACGACGCACACGCGACAACGUUCGAGCGAUUCGUCGUCAAGAAGCAGACGGGCGAGUCACCCAAGCAGGGCGAGCGCGUCGGGGUGCAGGACACGGCCGAGUACUACUUGCUGUGCCGCUGGAGCGAGCACGACACUGGCGAUCAGUAUCAGCAUCACCAUCCGACGACGAGCGGGUCUUCUGCAGCGGCGAGCAGCGCCAGUCUGCAGCUACGAGACGACGAGUCCGAUUUGGACGACCUGCGCGUGCUGACCGCGUCGCAGCCGACGACGACGACGACGACGACGACGACGACGAGACGCGGCAAAGCGAGCAACACGAUCUCAGCAGGUCUUGGCGCCAAAUCUACGACUGCCGCGAGCCACUCGGCGUUCGACAAGCACAAGAUCCGGUCUGUCACAUUCACCGUGACCAACGGCGCACGCGUGUGGCAGCGGACGGUCGAUGUGGCCGCGCUCGCGCCUUCGGACAAGGACCUGCCCGACUUUGUUCAAGACUCCAACAUGAUGCUGGCCAAGCAAGACGAUGCCAAGUAUGCGUACGAGUUUAAGAUUGCAUCGUCGGCGUCGGCGUCCGCGUCCGGUUCCACCACCAGCCGAGCGAGCGCCAGCUCUCGCCCACCCCGGUCGUCCGCCAAGCAAUCGCAGCCAGACAUAUUCCUUCCAGGCACAUUUUCAGCCUCGUUAGAGUCCUUUCCGGACCCGUCCGAUGGAUCGGGAGCGUCCGUCUCCCUCUCGUCCUCGCUCGGACUCACAUCGACGACUGGUGCCACUCCCGACUCUUCCGACAGCGACGCGCUCGUCCUCCAGUGGCACGACCGCAGCAACGGCUUUCUUGUUCUCCGCGGCGGCAUCAGCCUCCCGUCCUUUAGUCGAAAAGCCGAAUCGUCCUUGAAAGCCUUCUUGCGCGCGCUCAUCACCGACCGCCAACAGCUCAUGGACCAAGGUCGUGCAUUGCGCCAGGAGCGCGACAAGCUGGCGCUGCAACGAACCGAGGCGGUUGCCAUGCUCGAUGAUGUGAUUGAGGGACAGAGCUCUGCCGAAAGCGCCAUGUACGUCAAGUUUGCCGCCGUUCUCAACGCCAAAAAGGAGGAGAUACGCGCCCUCGCUGCUCAGCUAGAAGCACAAACCAAAGCGCUUCAAGCUGCGCAGCAGCAAGAGGCACAGCAGCGCGAAAAGGUCCAAGCUCUGACGGUUGAUCUGAAAGAGCUGAAGGAUGUGAACAAGCGGAGGCAGCAAGCAAGCGGCUCCAAUCAACCCCAAGCAAUGCAAGCAAUGGACAUGGAUGCUGAUGGUGGCAGCGGUGGGGGCGGUACCUCCUCGAGGCCUGCUGCACCAAGAAUGGUGUCUGUCGUAACCAAGAAGAGCGACGCACAGUCAGCCCAACAAGCCGCGCCGCUUCCUGCACCGAGUCGACCAACCGUCAAGAAGGAGCCGUCCGAGUCAGAUGCCGUGGUCUUGUCAUCUUCAUCGUCGUCAGCGCACUCCAGGUACCAGUCGAGCCACCCUCCGCCACAAAAAGUCCCGUCACCCGCGAGAGCUGCCGCACCGGAAGCUGCCGGUGACUUGCCUCGAACCCCGUCACGUUCAAGCAGCCGACACGGCUCCACCGCAACUGCCAUGACGCCGAUCGAUAUUAGCAGUCCGACCAGUCCGAUAAGCGCGCUCCUCCGCAAGAGCGGCGCGGAAGUAUUUACGAUCGGAGGCACCACUUCUUCUGCACAACAGCAGCCCUCGCGGCCCCGAAGCAACAACAACAAGCCCGCCAGCUAUCUGCCCGAUCCUGCGUCAUCAUCGGCUGCCCCGCUGUUGAGGCGGCGAUCUCCUGGCAGCCAGCGGAACUCUCUCACCGGUCUCGCCGAUCUGCGCGGGGACUUCGACGCUGCGCCAGCGCUGACAGCGGCACAAUCCACGGCAGCAGCAGCAGCGCCAGCUGUUCGCGGUCCUGCCAUCCGCAGUGCCAAACGCCGACACGAGCCCGACGAAGACGACGAGGCUGAUGGCCGCCGCCAUGCGAAAUUAAACAGCGAGCAACUCGCGCAGCUGAACGCCAGUUCCACCACGCGAAUGACGCGCGCCACCAGCAACGUGAGCAACACGAGCACCGGCAGCGCGAACGGAACUACCACUCCCCGCGGAUCUCGCUCCAAAGUGCCCCGCGUGGAGCGUGUCACGUCCAUUGGCGCAGCCAUCGAGGCGCUCAAAUAGAAAUCGCGCCAGAAUUGCUGUCUCUCUGAUAUUUUGUCGUUAACAUUAACAUUGAUAAUUUUCUCGAAAACAAAAGAAAAACCCCC